This is a messenger RNA of Paramisgurnus dabryanus, 1924 nucleotides long. RefSeq lists its product as uncharacterized. Gene Ontology annotation, molecular function: protein tyrosine kinase binding; MHC class II protein binding. Gene Ontology annotation, cellular component: external side of plasma membrane; membrane raft. Gene Ontology annotation, biological process: positive regulation of ERK1 and ERK2 cascade; interleukin-15-mediated signaling pathway; T cell activation. Lineage: Eukaryota; Metazoa; Chordata; Actinopteri; Cypriniformes; Cobitidae. The record is from RefSeq and is a predicted model, not a curated record.
AUGGCUGUUAAGAGUCAUAUAUGCCUGCUGGGACUCAUCAUUCUCUGCUCACCAUUCACAGGUGUUACUGGAGAGAUACAUGUGUUCAGUAGUUCAGGUGAAGAUGUCGCUCUGCCCUGUAUUAAUGCUCUUUCUAACUGCACCUCAACUACAUGGACCUACAACAAACCUAGAUCAUCAGUUACAGUAGAACUGAUUAUGUUAGGAAUAAAGAAGAAAAACAUAGAGAGAGCUGAGAGACUGAGUCUGGGGUCUAACUGCUCUCUGAACAUCUAUAAAACAACAGAAGAAGAUCAUGGACUUUACACCUGCCAACAAUAUGUGAAAGAUAAACAUCAUGGAACUGAUGCACUGGUUUUUCUACAUGUUCUUCAUGUUUCUCCAUUAUCCACACAGACUGAGAUGAGAUCAGGCAGCUCUGUGACUCUCACCUGUCAGCUGUUUUCAUCUGAUUACUCUUGUAAUGGUUUCUUCCGCACUGAGGAUCUUCAGCUGUUCUGGGUGAAUCAGGCUGAUGUUAAUCUACAGACAGACCCCAGAUAUCAGAUAUUAUCACCAGGACCAUGUAUCAGAACUCUGACUACAACACUCCAGAAUGAAGACAACAACACAGAGUUGAGAUGUUUGGUUAAAAUGAAGAAUGAGACUAAGACCUCAGUCAGCUAUACUGUCAAGUUUAAGGCAUCAGCUACAGAAACAGACAAACCAACCUCUAAAAUAACUUCAAGUCCUACUGCAGUAUUACAUCAUACACAAGCAUCAACUACAUCAACAAUCAAACCAACCUCUGAAAUAACUUCAAGUCCUGCAGCAUUAUCUCCUAAACAAGUGACUGUGAUUGUUCCAGUAAUUGCUUUGGUAGUUUUUCUCAUUGCUGUUGUCCUUCUUGGGGUGAUUUGGAAAAAAAGAGCAGGUAGAAGACAAGCUGAAAACUCUGUGGUUGCAGAUAAAGAUGACAAUAAUAGAAACAAUGAAACAAUCAACAUUUCCACUAUCGAUCAGAAAGAUGAUGUCACUUAUUCAGAGGUGAUCAUUUCCAGUAAAACACAAGUCAUAAAGAACAAUGUUCCUUCUGAUGAUAAUGUGACUUAUGCUGCCCUCAGAGGAGGAGAAGUUGAAGUCCAAGACAACAGCAAUGUGCUUUAUGCUUCUGUUAACAAAACCCCUCACAAAUAAAUGAAAAAAAAUGUCAAACUUAAAAAGUUAGGUUUUAGUCAAUGUCAUUGUAGAUAUAAAAAUGCAAGUUGUUUUUACAUUCAAACCUUAGUGGUGAUCUGAUUUUGUUGUGGUUUGACAGGGCUUGUUUAAGUGUCUAUAAAGACAUUUACACUGAUCUGUCAAAUGUCAACCAACACCAUCUUUAUAACCUGACUGUUGGAUUUAGAAUGAAUGAGUUUGCUGGUGUUUGACAGAUCAGUAUGGGUUAACCUUAUAAUGAAAAAUGACAAAUGAUAGUCAUAGUUAGACUAUAAAUAUGAGAUUAUGAUGUCAGAACAGACAGUUACUGCAUGGUUGCAUAAAGUCUUGCUUGAGUAGCUGUUUCCAGUAAUGCUUGUAAUGUAACAUGUAUGACGCAUAUGUUUUGCUUUGCUGAAACUCCCUCUGUAACUCUGAUAAGAAUCAGGCACAGAAUCAAUAUUUGUAAAGUAAAUGCAUGUAAACAGUGACCAAGUAAAAGAAAUCAUCUUUAUUUUGCUCUUUAUGUCACUACACAGGUUUAGUUUGCUGACUAAAAAGGCCUUGAUUAACAUUGAUAAACAUUUUACAGAGUAAAUUAAUUAACAUUUAUACAAUGCUAAGUAAACAAUUAAUGCUAAGUUUUUUAUUUAAAUUUUUUCAAAUGAAAACACAAAGCUACAGUAAAAUGUGAAAUUCAUCCAUUGUUGUGUAUAAGCUUGAGAUGAAUAAGAUGAUUAAGUAUAUG